Molecule: messenger RNA, 5309 nt
Organism: Xyrauchen texanus (razorback sucker)
Lineage: Eukaryota; Metazoa; Chordata; Actinopteri; Cypriniformes; Catostomidae
Gene: rnf40
Product: ring finger protein 40
Exons: 20
Coding region: 126-3122 (998 amino acids)
Cellular component (GO): nucleus; HULC complex
Molecular function (GO): ubiquitin protein ligase activity; metal ion binding
Source: RefSeq, a predicted model, not a curated record
GUUUUUACACAUACGUGAGAGUUUGACUACAUCUCAACUUUUAUUUUGAUAGAAAAUGUUGUGUCCUGUAAUGUCUGUCUUCCUGCGUCUACCCUUCCUGUUUUGCUACUCGCGUUGAGGGAAACAUGUCUGGCACUGGGGGUGGGAAGCGCCCCUCCGGAGGGGAUAGUCCCCCUGUCCCUCCUGAAAAAAAACUGAAAAAAGAGGAGAAGACUACUACCACUCUUAUAGAGCCCAUCCGCAUUGGAGGAGUUUCAUCCACGGAGGAGAUGGACAUGAAGGUCAUUCAGUUCAAGAACAAGAAGCUCUGUGAACGCCUUGAACAGAGACAGGCUUUGGAGGAUGAUUUGAGAGAGAAGAUUGAGAAGCUGGAAAAGAGGCAGGCCACUGAUGACACCACCCUGCUUAUUGUCAACCGCUGCUGGACUCAGCUUGAGGAAAAUAUUCAUGAACUGCUGCAGCGGGUGGAGCCUAAGGAUGCCCCAACACCUACCCAAACACCUGCCACCCCACCUGUUCCUGCAGAUGUCCCUGUUUCUGCUGCAGCCACAUCACCAGCUCCUUUGCCAGCUCCAGUAGAAGGGGAGGAAAGCCUCCCCAAGCCUCCACCUUCAGCUGAGGAUGUGCAAGAACAACAACAGCCAGUGCAAGACAAGGAGCAAGAGCAACAACAACAACAGCAGCAGCUGACUGACACUGAGGUGAAGCCGCCUGCAGAGCCAGUGAAGGAUGGAAUUCCUGCCCCUCCACCCCCUCUCAGUGAGAGUGCAAAGGCUUUUCUGGCCACUCUGGACAACAGUAGUGAGGAGGAACUCACUUUGCAGCUGCAGGACAGGAUGCAGUUCAGCAAGGGGGCUGUGGCUUGCAUGGUCUGCAUCUUUGACCGUUUGCACAGCAGCAUUGAGGAGCUGUGUACUCGAGUGGAAACUGCUGUUUGUGAGGAUGACAGUCAGCGAGAGAUAAUUGCCACAAACCACACACUUCUAGAGGAGAAUAAUCGGCUGCAAGACCUCACUUCCUCCCUUCAGGGGAGGCACCACAAAAUGUCAUUGGAGUAUAAUGAACUAGUUGAUAAAGUCACAAGUUCUGAGACUAAAGUCUCUGAGAUGGAAACAGCUGUGGAGGACCUGCAGUGGGAUAUAGAGAAACUCCGUAAGGGAGAGCAGAAGUUGAAUAAGCAUCUAGCAGAAGCUCUGGAACAGCUUAAUUCAGGUUACCAUGCUACUGGCAGUUCUGGUGGAUUACCAGGUGGUCAGAUCACACUCACCAUACAGAAGUUUGAGUCUCUGAAUGCAGAGCUGGAGCAGAACCAAGAGCUUGCCAACAGCCGCAUGGCAGAACUUGAGAAACUGCAGCAAGAGUUACAGGAAGCUGUUCGGGAGAGUGAAAAACUAAAGGUGGAUCUAAGGAAUAUACCAGAGGAAGUGUUGAAGGAGACGCCAGAUUACAAGUGCCUCCAAUCACAGUUCUCUCUGCUGUACAAUGAGUCUCUGAGUGUGAAGACCCAGCUGGAUGAAGCCAGAGCCCUGCUGCUCACUGCCAAGAAUGCUCACCUGCGGCAGAUUGAGCACAUGGAAAGUGAUGAAUUGUCUCUUCAGAAGAAGUUGCGCACUGAGGUCAUCCAGUUAGAGGACACUCUGGCCCAGGUGCGGAAGGAAUAUGAAAUGCUACGGAUCGAGUUUGAACAGAAUCUUGCAGCCAACGAGCAAGCAGGCCCAAUAAACAGAGAAAUGAGACACUUAAUCAGCAGUCUGCAGAACCAUAAUCACCAGCUCAAAGGGGAUGUGCAGAGAUAUAAGAGGAAACUACGCGAAACACAGAUGGAAAUCAACAAGUUGAAGUGCCAGAGUGGAGAUGCAGGUGCGCUGAUGUUGGAGGAAAGCGUGGGUGAUGGAGGACUGGAGGUUAAGAAAGAGGAAGAUGAAGACCAGGAGGAGGAAGAAAGGAGAAGAGAGCUGGAAAGGCAGCGAGCUCGAGAGAGAGAGAGGGAGACCGAGAGAGAGAGGGAGAGAGAAAGAGAGCGGGAGAGACAGCGCAGUGAGGAGUUGAAGAGGAAGGACUCUGACACGCUGAAGAUGCUCAGAGGAGAGCUCAAAAAAGCUCAGGAGUCCCAGAAGGAAAUGAAACUGCUGCUAGACAUGUACAAAUCAGCCCCAAAAGAGCAGCGGGACAAAGUUCAGCUCAUGGCAGCUGAGAAAAAGUCCAAAGCAGAGGUGGAGGAGUUGAGGCAGCGAGUGCGGGAACUGGAGGAGAGGGAAAGAAAGGAGAGCAAAAAGCUUGCAGAUGAAGAUGCUCUCCGAAAGAUCCGUGUGGCCGAAGAGACCAUCGAACACUUGCAGAAAAAAUUGGCUGCUACUAAACAGGAGGAAGAGGCUCUGCUGAGCGAAAUGGAUGUGACUGGACAGGCGUUUGAAGACAUGCAGGAACAGAACAGCAGGCUCAUGCAGCAGCUUCGAGAGAAAGACGAUGCCAAUUUCAAACUAAUGAGUGAGAGAAUCAAAUCCAAUCAGAUUUACAAGCUUCUGCGGGAAGAGAAAGAGGAGCUGGCAGAUCAGGUGCUCACUUUCAAAACCCAGGUGGACGCACAGCUGCUGGUAGUGCAAAAACUGGAAGAGAAGGAAGGUGUCUUGCAGAGCACACUGGCAGCUCUGGAGAAAGAGCUGACACUGCGCACUCAAGCACUAGAACUCAACAAGCGCAAGGCGGUGGAGGCAGCCCAGUUGGCAGAGGACCUUAAAGUGCAGCUGGAGCACACUCAGACCAAGCUGAGGGAAAUCCAGGCCUCGGUACUGGACAACCGCACAGCCCGUGAGAGGGAGAGUGUCAACCUCAAGAAAGCACAGGAGGAAUUGUCCAGACUGCGCCGUAAGCUGGAAAAACAAAAGAAAGUGGAGGUGUAUACAGAUGCUGAUGAGAUUCUUCAAGAAGAAAUUAAUCAAUAUAAGGCUAAAUUACGUUGUCCCUGUUGUAAUACCCGGGAUAAGGAGACUGUCCUCACCAAGUGUUUCCAUGUCUUCUGCUAUGAAUGCUUGAAGACACGUUAUGACACUCGCCAGAGGAAGUGCCCUAAAUGCAAUGCUGCAUUCGGAGCAAAUGACUUCCACCGCAUCUACAUCACCUAAUGUUAUGUGGACCGUUUUGAUGGACUGAAAACGUAGAUGCGAAAAGAAGGGAUGAGAGUGGACUCAAGAACAUGGCUACCAUGCUGUGGUGUUUUAACAUACUCUAAAGGGCCACUUUCACUCUCAUCUGUAAUAGGCGGCACUAGUGACCAAACAGACAGUGACAGAGUGGAAACAGUUGUGAUGAAGUAAUGAAGUUGUCAUGGUCUUAUAGCACAUGAUCAGUGAUCCUUCGUUGCAGAAGAAUACAUUGAGUUUUUUUUCUCCCUUUUCCUGUGUUCUUUAAAGUGCUACAACUUAGGUUUUUUUUAUUUUUUAUUUACAUUUUUCUGGAGAUGCUCUUCAAACACCAUAAAAUGAGUCAAGACUUGGGUCUGCUCAGAUUUCUCUAUCAUAAAUAUCAGAACUCCACAUAAUGUGACAGAUAUUUUAAUUAGUUCACAGAAACUGUUUUACUUUGACAAUUCUAUGAUUUUUUUGAGUCAUACAGUAACUCUAUCCAGUGUUCCGAGCAAGUUUCUUCUGUUACUGAACCCCUUUAAAGGGAUAGUUCACCCAAAAAUGAAAACGCUCAUAAUUUUCAUGCCAUCCCAGAUGUGACUUUCUUUCUUCUGCGGAACACAAAGAUUUUAAGAAGAAUAUUUCAGCUCUGUAGGUUCAUACAUUGCAAGGGAAUGUUGACCAGACCAUUUGAAGCUCCAAAAAACCCAUAAAACGCCAUUGGUUAAAUAUGUCUUCAGAAGCAAUAUAAUAGGUGUGGGUGAGAAACAGAUAAAUAUCAAGUAAUUUUCCCCCUACAAAUCUCCACUUUUGCUUUCACAUUUAAAAGUAUUUUAAAGUGAAAAAAGUAUUUAAUUAUUGAUCUGUUUCUCACCCAAAAGUGACUGCAUCGCUUCAGACGACAUAUUAAACCACUGAAGUAAUUUGGAUUUCUUUUAUGCUGCCUUAAUGGGAUUUUUGGAGCUUCAAAGGUCUGGUCACCAUUCCCUUGCCAUGUAUGAACCUACAGAACUGAAAUAUUCUUCUAAAAGUCUUAAUUUGUGUUCAGCAAGAGAAAGAAAGUCAUACACAUCUGGGAUGGCAUGAGGGUGAGUAAAUGAGGGAAUUAAAAAUGUUUUGGGGUGAACUAUCGUACGGAGCCCCCGAAGUGACCUGUGCAAAAAAAAAAAUCUAAGAGACUUUCGCGUGCGCACGAGAAACUUUCGCGUGCGCACGAGAUACUUUCGCGUGCGCACGAGAAACUAUCGCGUGCGCACGCGAAAGUCUCUUAGAUUUUUUUUUUUGCACAGGUCACUUCGGGGGCUCCGUACUAUCGCAUUAAGUUACUAAUGAACAGAUGUGAAUGGUACAAAGUGGGAGAGCUGAUGAGAAGCAUAGAUGGUGGUGCAUUGAUCUUUAAAGAAGAAAAAAACAAGAUAAAACUCUGGAGUUCAAAGUUAUGUUGCUGUUUUUAAUAUACAGAAAUAAAAAAAAAUACAAAAACUAUGUAAAAGAUAAACAGUUGACACGUUCCAUAGACGUGAGGACAACAUAGCCAAGAAUACUAUUUCUGUACCUAUAGCACAGUUUUCUUAAAACAUUAACAAAUCUGAUACGUGCAUUUACAGCCUAGAAAUGUAUUUCUUGUUAAAAUUGUGUAGUGUUUGUUAACAAGAUUUUGCAUUGAAUAUUGAUUUGACUUGUGAUGUUGUACUAAAUGCAAAAGGAUUACUCAAAUUCACAACUGAUAUAUUAGUCCAUAUGGUGUCUGCCAAUACAGUCUCAAGAAACUCCACAUUUUCAUAUGUGUGUUCUUGAGUAUAUUCAGAUGAUUUUAGACAUAAGGUUAUAAUAUUAGCCAUUAUAAAAUGAUCGAGAAGCAUUGGGGGGAGAACAUGGUAUUUUCUUUCUUGCAGAUCUUUGCUUGGAAUAUACCUUACUGUGCAAAAGUUUUAGGUACUUGUGAAAAACUUUCAUUGUGAGGAUUUCUUAAAUAAUGACAUAGUUUUCAUUAAUCAAUUAACAUCAUACAAUGUCCAGUAAACAGAAAAAGAGCUAAAUCAAUAUUUGAUGUGAACACAUUUGCCUUCAAAACAGCACCAAUUCUAAUUACAGCUGGACACAUUCUUGGUUGUUGGCAGAUAGGAUGUUCAAAGCUUCUUGGGGAAUUCGCCACAGUUCUUCUGUCACUUUCUGUUAUCCCAGACU